UAACUCUCUCUCUCUCUCCAGUACUUGUUUCUGUGUUGGGUUCAAUCAGCCGUAAAACGCCCACACUGCCAGUAACAAAAUCUGUCAGAAAGAUAACGGUUUUCACUUUUAUUUCAUCUACCAGCAUCUCAAUUUCACUAGAUCUCUGUAACAAUGAUCACCGGCCAUGAUUUCUACACCGUUAUGUCGGCGAUGGUGCCCUUGUACGUCGCCAUGAUACUCGCUUACGGCAGUGUUAGGUGGUGGAAGAUAUUCACCCCUGACCAGUGCUCCGGCAUCAAUCGUUUCGUUGCCAUUUUCGCCGUCCCUUUACUCUCCUUUCACUUCAUCUCCAUGAACAAUCCUUACGCCAUGAAUUUCAGGUUCAUCGCCGCCGACACCCUCCAGAAAAUUAUCAUGUUGGUGGUGCUUAGUCUAUGGGCUAAUUUCACCAAGAACGGGAGUCUGGAAUGGAUGAUAACCAUCUUCUCGCUAUCCACUCUCCCUAACACGCUCGUAAUGGGGAUUCCGCUGCUGAUUGCCAUGUACGGUGAAUAUUCCGGAUCUCUGAUGGUUCAGGUGGUGGUGUUGCAGUGCAUCAUAUGGUACACUCUGCUUCUUUUCUUGUUUGAGUAUCGUGGCGCCAAGAUGCUCAUAAUGGAACAGUUUCCAGAAACCGCUGCCUCCAUUGUCUCCUUCAAGGUCGAGUCUGACGUCGUUUCGUUGGAUGGCCAUGAUUUCCUUGAAACCGACGCGGAGAUCGGAAACGACGGAAAACUCCAUGUGACCGUGAGGAAAUCAAACGCAUCGAGAAGAUCACUCGGGCUUGGUUCCCUCCCUGCAAUGACUCCACGGCCGUCGAAUCUGACAGGGGCGGAAAUCUACAGUUUAAGCUCCUCGAGAAACCCAACACCCAGAGGCUCUAACUUCAACCACUCUGAUUUUUACUCUAUGAUGGGUUUCCCCGGUGGCCGGUUAUCGAAUUUUGGGCCGGCGGAUAUGUAUUCCGUUCAGUCAUCAAGAGGUCCGACGCCCAGACCGUCGAAUUUUGAGGAGAGUACAGCUCCUGGACCUUUAAAUUCUCCGAGGUUUGGAUCUUACCCAGCGGCGGCUCAGCCCUCAUCUUACCCGGCGCCGAACCCGGAAAUUACAUCCACCGUAACGAAAACUGCAAAAGCCCUACAACCACCACAUACGCCGCCACAACCAAAUGGUUCACAAAACAAGGGUAAGAAUGACGACAAAGAGCUUCACAUGUUCAUCUGGAGUUCCAGUGCGUCGCCGGUUUCCGAAGGCGGUGGGCUCCACGUGUUCGGCGGUAAUGAUUUCGGAGCUACAACGGAACAGUCAGGUCGACUGGAUCACGACGACGCCAAGGAAAUCCGGAUGGUAGUCUCCUCCGAUCACCACCAAUACGCCGAAACGAAGGGGGCGGGAGAAUUCCGGCGGGAUGACUUCAGUUUCGGUGGUGGCAGAGAUGGAGAUGAUGAAAGAGAUAAAGAGGGUUCUGCUGGUCUAAACAAACUGGGAUCGAGCUCCACGGCGGAGGUCGGUCCUAAGGAGAUGCCGGUUCUUGACGGAAAUACCGGAAAACAGAUGCCGCCGGCGAGUGUGAUGACCCGAUUAAUAUUGAUCAUGGUUUGGCGGAAACUGAUCAGGAACCCGAACACGUACUCCAGUCUCAUUGGUCUAAUCUGGUCUCUCGUGUCGUUCAGGUGGGAUUUGGCAAUGCCCAAAAUAAUUGAGAAGUCCAUCUCGAUACUCUCCGAUGCGGGUCUUGGAAUGGCCAUGUUUAGCUUAGGUUUGUUUAUGGCACUACAACCAAAGAUAAUAGCUUGUGGGAAUUCCGUAGCUUCGUUCGCUAUGGCAGUGAGGUUUUUGACGGGACCAGCGGUUAUGGCAGCGGCUUCCAUCGCCGUUGGCCUUCGUGGAACCCUCCUCCAUGUCGCUAUCGUACAGGCUGCACUUCCCCAAGGGAUUGUCCCUUUUGUCUUUGCAAAAGAAUACAACGUUCAUCCUGCAAUUCUCAGUACUGCGGUUAUUUUCGGGAUGUUGAUUGCGUUACCGAUAACGCUAGUGUACUACAUCAUUAUGGGGUUGUGAGAUUGAAGAUGAAUUUGAAGGUUAGAAUUGAUGGAGACUUGAAUGGAAUUUUUGAAAGGCAAAUGGAUGAUGCUUCUCCCAAAAUCUCUUUUAAUAGGGUAGAUGAUGAUGUUCAAGGAAUGAGGGAGGGAGACAAACAGGAGGAGAUCCAAAUUUAAUCUUUUUUUUU
This is a messenger RNA of Cynara cardunculus var. scolymus (artichoke), 2251 nucleotides long. Its product is annotated as auxin efflux carrier component 7-like. Gene Ontology annotation, biological process: auxin export across the plasma membrane; auxin polar transport. The transcript has 6 exons. Gene Ontology annotation, molecular function: auxin efflux transmembrane transporter activity. The record is from RefSeq and is a predicted model, not a curated record. Gene Ontology annotation, cellular component: endoplasmic reticulum; plasma membrane. The coding region runs from base 154 to 2082 and encodes 642 amino acids. Lineage: Eukaryota; Viridiplantae; Streptophyta; Magnoliopsida; Asterales; Asteraceae.